GGAGGUGAACAUCAUCAGCUUUAUUAACACUGUCCCAGUCCUUUAGGAUCCUAUGAAUCUCUUCUUUCAACUCCACCCUUAAAAAGAACUACUCCUCCCUUAAAGAGAACUACUCCUCUACCAAAAUCUUUAAGUCCCUUCUGCUCUUGCAAAUUACAAUUACAAUACAUAUAUAAUAACAAACAAUUGCUUACUUUUAUUUGCAAAACAAGAAGUCAAGUUCUUCUACCUUCUCUACCUAUUAUAUUAGUACAUUGAGCUCUUCCAAAAGUUUCUGAAGAAAUAAUCAUCAUUUUAACAUUAGGUUCCAGUCCAAUAUGGGCCUCUCACAAUAUCCAGCUCCAGCAGAUGCAGGAGUACUGUGUGUGAUUCUUGUAAACACAGCCAUAUCUAUUUCCAUUGUCAAGGAGAUAGUCCGAUCGAUCCUUCACGUUAUUGGCAUCCAUAUCGCAUCAUGGGAAGAUUAUUCUUUUGAAGGAUCAUUUGAAUGCCGCGGAAGCCCAUCAGAGUCAUACAUGGAGGAGUUUAGAAGCCGAACACCUGCAUUUCGUUAUGACUCGGUGUGUAUCUCUAACCACCCUGAGCAAGAAUGCUCUGUGUGCCUGACUAAAUUCGAGCCUGACACAGAGAUAAACCGUCUCUCCUGUGGCCAUGUUUUCCAUAAGCUGUGUCUAGAGAAGUGGCUCAAGUAUUGGCAUGUAACUUGCCCUCUUUGCAGGAAACACAUGAUGCCUCACGAGCAAGAGGACGAUACAUGUCCAAUGUGAGAUUAAGUGUUUUAUGAUGCCACUUCAUCCUUUUGAGGAUGUUCUUAUGUACAGCUUAGUAGUGUGUACAAGCUGAGUAUGUGGAUGCUUGAUCUUUGGCGCAAUGUAGUCCUAUAGCUUGUUAUAUUUUGUGAUGCUUUGCGUCCUCUCUGAGUGACGGGUCUCUUUGUUGUGACCAAAAACUUAUACAUUGUUGUACAUAAUGUAGUCCUAUAGCUGGUUAUAUUUGUGAUGCUUUGCGUCCUCUCUGAGUGACGGGUCUCUUUGGUGUGACCAAGAACUUAUACAUUGUUGUACAUAUAUUACCGAAGCUGUCUCUUA
This is a messenger RNA of Nicotiana tabacum (common tobacco), 1088 nucleotides long. The record is from RefSeq and is a predicted model, not a curated record. NCBI's taxonomy places the organism in Eukaryota, Viridiplantae, Streptophyta, Magnoliopsida, Solanales, Solanaceae.